Molecule: messenger RNA, 3943 nt
Organism: Chara braunii
Lineage: Eukaryota; Viridiplantae; Streptophyta; Charophyceae; Charales; Characeae
Source: the annotation of a GenBank genome assembly
GGGCGGAGACGCUCCGGGCCCUUGCGGGGCUUACAUUCCGUGCGCGUGCGUGUGCGUGUGCGUGUGCGUGUGAUUGCCUGGGCAGAGAUGCUUCGGGCCCUUGCGGGACUGACAUUCCCUGCGCGUGCGCGUCAUUUGGCGGUGGGACUGGCGCCGAGAGCCUCACUGUCGUCCGCUGUGUAGUCACAGAACCAGCCAAUCAUGAUGGAUGGAGGGAUGAUUAUAGAUAGCAAUCCGAUCGAUAAAGGCGAUGCCAUGGACGCCAGCGAGAUCGUCGUGACGCGAGCGGAGCAAUAUAUGUCGGAUGAAUGGAAAGCGGAGAGCAGGUGGACGACGAAGGGACCGCUGACGUCAACGGAGGAAGAGAAGGGGGGAAUGCAGGAGGCGGGGGAGGAAGACGACGAAGGCACUGUUGACGUCAACGGGGGUGGUUUAGUAAUGCCCGAGAGCUCGGAGAUGGUGGUGAUGAUGGACGUCGAGGAGGAGAACUCGGAGAUGAAAGAUAUGUCUAAUUUACCGGAUGAAAUAUGGUAUUAUAUUCUGUGUAUGGGUGUUAAAAGAGGCCUGAGAGCGCGGGAUGUGUGCGCGUUGGGGCUCGUGAGCCGUCGUUUGAGACGGAUCAGCGAUGGCGAUUGUGUGUGGGAGAAGCUAUGGGAAGCGGCUACAAACUCCGCGGGAAAAGAUGUUUUGGCGGGAGAUGCGGGAAGCAACGACGACCAAGCUAUGGUAGCCGAACGCCACAGCUGGAAAUCCAAAGUCCAUGCAAGACAGACUGCGCCACAGGUGCAAAAGGCAAUACUUGGUAUCAACCGCCGUCUUUACCCGAAUAGAACGCCGGGUCAUUCUAGCGCUCUCAUAAUACCCUGGCACAAGCGCGAGAAGCAGGAAGUGCUUGCCAUGCACAGGAGGCGUGUGCGGAGAUUGCAGAGUCAACUUGCAGUUUUGGAGUACGAGACACGCUCACUUGUACGCAGUCGGCGGACAGAGAAGGAGGCGCUUGUUGGCCUGCUCCGACAGUUUUCUGACAGAGAUAAGAGCAGAGGAGAGACGAGCAGCCGGUCAUUGUACUUUGGUGGAGUCGGCGAGAGUUCGAGGAAACAAUCAGUGGGCGGUACGAGUUCGACGGCCGGAGAGGAUUUUGCUGAAAGCUUCAAUCUCCAAAGCGGUGUGAAUAUUGAUGUGUACUCCUUGAAGCAAGAAGUUGCUGAAUGCCGUGAGCAUAUCGACCGUAUCGGCAGAAUCCUGAGGCAGAAAGAAACCCAUCUUCGACGGAUCGGUCUGGAGCUGCAGGCUCUCGCACAUAAUCCCAUGAAAGCUAACACUGAUGGCGUGCCCGUCGGGGAACAGCGCCUGGAGCUGAAGGAUAGGCGUGGAUCCACCCGCUGCCGCAGGGAUCGGCGGUACAGGCACUCCCGAUGAGUGGAGGGGAUUCAAUUUACUUAGGGGCGUAUUGCUCCUAAUGGAAUAGUUAGGACACACCCACAUUUUUGUCCGUACGUUUGGGCAAAGCUCUCAUGCCCUUGCACUAACCAACCAUUAACAGUGUGUGGCCAGGUAUGCCUGGAACGAUGGAACUUAUAUCUGUCGGUGGUCUCUCUUGUAGAGAUUCAAAGUGCUUUGCGGCGGGAUGUCUUUUUAACAGGUGGUGGUUCUAACAUAUGCGGCGAGGACGUCGUUACUAAUUGGUUAUGGGUGUUCAUUCUUUAUGCCAAUCGACUGUAAUGUGCAGAAACGCAGCUGACUGUUUCUACCUCAAAGUGUAACAUUUCCUUUCUUGUACAGAAGAAAGAUGGAUCACAGGCUUGCAGGUGUGUAUGCUUUCGCAUUUUCUGCUACGCACCUUGCUUGUAAGAUGUAAGAUGUGCCCUAUUUCACUCCCAAGGCAUCUGGCCCAUACGAUGCGCAUUAUUCAUCAUUGCUUUCUAGAAGAGCUGGUCUUUUUUCCAAAGAUCUCUGCCUGCUGCAAAGCUAUUUGAAGUCCAUUUGCAUUGGAGGAGGAGAAGGAGCAGGUUUGCCGUCUUCCCUCAUAAGACAUCUGUGUUGAUUAACGAAGGGUUGGUUGUGUAUAUGAGGGGACGACAAUGCGGCUUCGUAGCCCAUGAAUGCUGCAAGCGCUGCCACAAGCAAUCCAGGACUUGCACAUUUUUUGGAUGCAGUCUUCUUGAAAGCAUCCUUGGGAGCCCCCGCCUGAAUUUCGCUCCUGCUGCUGCUGCCGCUGCCGUGCUCCUUGAGUUGCCAGCAGGAGUGUCAAAGACGUAGUCAUGGCGCGCUAGCUAAUCUCAUCGUCACUCGUCAUGGUCCUCCAGGGCUUCUGCUCGACAUUGUGACGAUUGGUUCGCUAUGUGUACAUUUCCAACACUAGCACGUGCGGCAUCAACUUGCUCUGUCUCGAUGUUCUACUGGCUUAGGCGGAAGAGGAUCGAUGAAGUUCCUGUGGGCUAGUGUUUCUGAGCCCUCAUAAUGGUGGUAUACAUGUCCAGGGGUGAUGUAUGCUACGAGAAACUUUGAGAGACGGUUUUGUGUGUUUGCUCGUCGUCCUAACUACCUACAUUUUUUUGUGGCAAUCUCGCAUGCACAUUCUUGUUGGGUUGGCAUCCCGUCUACAUUCAGAUCAGCAUGCACCAACAGGAAGGCUGAGUGAUGGCCUUCUGAGUUUCAAACUUUUUAUGUGCCUAACCCCUGUUUUCCCUGUUCUUACCUAUUUGUCUCCCGCCCCGUUGUAUCUUGUUUCGCUUGCCAUUCAUGCUAUAUAAGACUCUUCAGUGUAAUCUAGGCAGACAGGGUGAGGGAGAUUUGGAAAUUUCUUAUCAAGUGAGCACUCUUUUGUUGGGAAAAGAGUGGUGUAAUCAAUCAAUCUGUAAGGCAGCAGUUCCGAUUGGAGGUCUCUGACUGCAAGUGGACUGAUUACGUGCAACCCUUCUAAGCACGGCGAUUUAGCGACUCUGUACCCAUAAAUGAACUACUGACCAGCAAAUGUCAAAGGAUCACUGAGAAGAGGGAGAGGGGGGAGGCGGGGGGCGGGCAGGGAGGAGGGGGGGGUCUACGAGUUCCGGUUCUGUCCUGAAAGGUGGUGGUGUGCUGAAGACCUCGGAUUCUCAUCUCCUACUUGAUCGCAAGACACACGGUUUGAGGAGGAUGAGCUGCUAGCAUGCUCACUGUGAGACUACCUGAAGCUUUAUUCAAUGGUACAGCUGACCAAGCGACUCUCUGCAUCCCCCUUUUUUUGCACAUUGCUGCCAUAUAGCCGUAGCAGGGCUCAGUUGCGUAGCGGGGCACCUUCUUUCUUGCCCAUGGCGUUCAGCAGAUCAUCGAUCGGCAUCGAAAAACAAAACAAAACAGACGACUCUCUACAGCUUGCUGAGUAUGACGGUCUGCGGCCUGUGAGUUUUCAAUGUGUGCUUCUUCCCCCUUCUGGUCGUUCAUUGUAAAAUGUACCGGGCCUUCCCUUCCCCCCUUCUCUGCGGCCUGUGAGUUUUCGAUGCGUGCUUCUUCGCUUCUGGUCGUUUAUUGUCAAAUGCAUCGGGCCUUCCCUUCCCUCCCCCCCUUCUUUCCAGGAGUAAAUGCUAUGAUGGUAUUUUGGGCAGUUAUGAGUGAGGGAGACAGUGAGGAAGAGAAGAACCGUGCAUGGACGGCUAGUCGUAGCAAGGAUGACGUCUUCAUGCCACUCCCGAUGACAGGAGCAUGUUGUUUCGAUAAACUGUCUGAGAACACAAUUGGAGGUCUGUGCGGAAAGUUGCGGCGAGUAGUGACAUCUUCUGUGUGUCCCUCUGAUAUUCUUGGAUUCAUUUUCCACUCUUGUGCUUGACGAUGCUAGGGGGACAGGGUGGUGGUUGAAUCUCUCGAGGACAUGAGGUGUCCAUCAGAGAUGUGUGCUUUACUUCUCUUCGCUGUCUAGCGACAGUAGACUUUUUAUGUAAAAGAUUUUGGUUCCCGCUUUCCAGUU